UAAAAGUUUAAUUAUUUCUUUAAUUUUAUAGUUUAUUAGUUGAUUAUUUAGUAGUUGUUUUAUUAAAGGUUUCAGAAUAUUUGAUUACGAUGGUGUACAGAAUAUCUUGGCGUUUAGAGAUGAGCCAGUGACGAUACAAUGCCAGGCAAAUAUGCCGAUAUCUUAUUGUGGAUUUGUUCAUCCCAGUGGUAAAAGAUUCUCAUCAAGCUCGGUUACAAACGCUAAAUGUGAAGUGAAGAUAAACGCAAGUGCGGCGGAAGUUGGAGAAUGGAAGUGUCAUAUAGGAGUGCAGUCAGUGAGGGUCGAGAUAAUGAAGAGGAUCGAGGUGCGUGUUGUGGGGGAAGUGGCGGCUGUCCAGGCUAACGUGACCUCUCUCCACGGCAAGCCCGUUACCCUCGCGUGUGUCACCACCAAGGGUCUAGUGCCAUUGAGUUACUGCCGCUUCGAACCACCGAAUGCUAGCCCGUUUAGUAUUGAUUCAUCAAUUAAUGCGACUAAUCCGCUGUUGAAUAAAUAUUAUUUCCCGGCGAACAAAAGCUUGGACCGCGGGGAUUGUGCUGUUACUAUUCGUAAAGUGAGGUAUGAAGAUGUGGGGCAGUGGACGUGCGGGGCGGGUUUUGAUGAUGGCCAGGAACACAUAGCUCAAAUAACUGUUGACGUUGAAGGACUUUAUACAAUGUCAACAGCGUCGGUAACCGGCAUC
Messenger RNA from Papilio polytes (common Mormon), 703 nucleotides. RefSeq lists its product as uncharacterized. The record is from RefSeq and is a predicted model, not a curated record. The transcript is spliced from 4 exons. NCBI's taxonomy places the organism in Eukaryota, Metazoa, Arthropoda, Insecta, Lepidoptera, Papilionidae. The annotation marks the transcript as partial.